GGCAUGUAUGCGUCUCUCUAUCCAUAAGUACAAAUAAUAAGAUACAGUGUAGUACAAUGCUACAAAAGUUAAGAAAGAUAUAGAGUAUCCUAUAACUGUACUCGUUCGUUGCAUUGAGUUGUAACAGCGGGGAUGACUGUUUCGGUCCUCUGACGUCACAUGCAUUCCCACAAUGCCAUAGUAACACGACUGCGCACUCGCUCUCGUGGACGCGCACCAGCAGACAGCCCAUCGCACACAGAGCAAACAUGGCGGGCGCCUCCGACCCUCUGGAAGACAUGCUCUUCUCCGAGGUGGACGAGAAAGCUGUGAGCGAUCUGGUGGGCUCGCUGGAGUCCCAGCUGGUGGGCCAGAGCGACCCGGCCAUCGCACCGCCCCAAAGCACCCAGUCGGGCUGUGGAAACACCCACCCGGGCAGCGCGAAGCAGCAGACGGGAGGAAAAGCGCUGCUGCCUGCCCGUUUAGACGCUCCAUCAGAACCACCACCACCACAACAACAACAACUACCACCACAGCAGCACGGGCGUGAAGCUGCAGGCAACCCGGAUUCUGACCCGAAAGAGCCCGGCGGGGACAAACACGCCAAAGCAGCGGAUAAGGAGAGCAGCCUGAAAUCACAUGGCAACAUCAUCACGAUCACUACAACGGCAACAGCAUCCUCCGACGGGGCAUCGGUUCCUGCGCCGGGCAACAAAGGUGAGAGUCCAAGGGACACCCGUAACAAACACCCGGCGAACAGUCGCGCGCUGCGCACAGCAGCAUCAAACAGUCUCAAUGGCAACGGAGGAAGCGCAGCAUCAGCACCAUCGUCCAGCGGAUCUUGCUCUCCGCCGCCCAGCACAGUGACCCUACCGUGCCCGAACAGCGCGACUUCAAGCGCGCCCAGUAACCCUCAAGCGAUCGCGCUGGACCGCAUGACGCCCACUAUCGCGCUGCAACGACUCCCGCGUCACAUCAUCGCCAGCAUCGCGCAGAACGGGAACGGCACCUCCGUGACCGCGCUGGUCCAGCAGGGCGCAGCGGGCGGUCAGGCGAACCACGGCAAACCCGCAGACGCGCCUGGGAAUAACGCGAAACCGGCGGGGCACUCCGGUUCCGCAGCCACUCCGGUGACUUCAGCGACUCCCGCCGCGCUCUCGGCACCUGUCAAACCCGCGGCCGCUGUCAGCGCGCCUCCGGUGACCCCGCUGAUCAGACCUGCGCAGACGCAGGCGCGUGCCGCUCCGCCUGCGCAGCAGAGACUCGUAACGCCGCAGCUCAUUGUCAGACCGCCACAACAACAAACAACUAUUCAACUGCCCCCUGGAUUCACCAUCCCACCAGGUAUGGUUCUGGUGAGAACAGAGAUGGGUCAGCUGGUCAUGGUUCCUCAACAGGCUCUGGCUCAGGCCCAGAACAGCAUCUCACCACGAGCAUCCACACCCGCCAGCGCAAGCACAUUCAGGGUCACCACCCCGCAGUCUCCCGUGAGCACUCAGGCCAUUCGACCUGCUCCCGCCGCUCAGACUAAAAUGGUCUCGUCCAGUUCUCCCAGCACCCCGGCCCAGACCAGCACCUCAACCAGUCCUGCUAAGACCCCCGUGGCAGCGGUCGUGGCAGUGACAGCUCCCCAGCAGGUCCAGCCAGCCUUGGGCCCUCAGGGACCCCUCACUCAGAUGCCACUGGCCCCGCAGAGCGCCGCCGCUCCGGCCCCCGGAGCCCCUGUUGUCUCCCAGGAGAUGCAAGAGAACGUGAAAAAAUGCAAGAACUUCUUGGCGACGCUGAUCAAACUGGCGUCCCAUAAUUCCCCGUCUCCUGAGACGUCCAAGAACGUGAAGGCGCUGGUGCAGGACCUGCUGGACGCAAAGAUCGAUCCCGAGGAGUUCACCAGUCGUCUGCAGUCUGAGCUGAAGUCGUCUCCGCAGCCUUACCUGGUCCCGUUCCUGAAGAAAAGUCUGCCCGCGCUGCGUCUGUCUCUUCUGAGCAGUCAGUCUCUGUCACAGCCGAUACAGGCGAAUAAAACCAGCGUGUCUCCCGUCCAGACGGUUGUCAGUGUUCGUCCACAGCAACCCAACAGCACCGGUCUACUGUCACCAGGCAUUAAGAGAGCAGCGGGUCCUGGGGCUCAGAUACGAAUGCCUGUGGUGGUCACGCAUACGGUGCGAGCGACAGGGACUUUAGGGAAGCCAUCAGCCAUCCAAACGGGCAGAGGCCCAGCGGGCAUCAACAUCCAGCUCUCAGGAAACCAUAAGAACAGGCCGAAUGACCCGGGGGGAGGCUCAUUCAGGGAUGACGAUGAUAUCAAUGAUGUGGCGUCUAUGGCUGGAGUCAACCUGAAUGAAGAGAGCGCUCGAAUUCUCGCCACAAACUCUGAGCUGGUGGGCACACAGAUCCGCUCCUGUAAAGACGAGGCCUUCUUACCUACAGGUCUGUUACAUCGACGGAUACUGGAGACAGCGAAGAGGUUUGGAGUGACAGAAGUGGCGCUGGAGGCGGUGAACUUCAUCUCUCACGCUACCCAGUCCAGAUUACGAACGGUUCUGGAGAAAGUUUCAUCCAUCGCCCAGCACAGAAUGGACUCGUGUAAGGAGGAUGAAUGGUACGAACACGCGUCUGAUGUUCGAGCUCAGCUGAAGUUUUUCGAGCAGUUGGAGCGGAUGGAGAAACAGAGGAAAGACGAGCGAGAGCGAGAGAUUCUCCUCAGGGCAGCGAAGAGUCGCUCGCGGCAAGAAGAUCCAGAACAGGCCCGUCUGAAGCAGAAGGCAAAGGAGAUGCAGCAGCAGGAACUCGCCCAAAUGAGACAGCGAGACGCCAAUCUGACAGCGCUCGCCGCCAUCGGCCCGCGGAAGAAACGGAAGGUGGAUUCACCCGGUGCUCCAACAACAGGCUCCGAGGUGUCUGGAAGUUCGGCAGGUUCUCCGGCCGGAUCGUCGGCUCCCUCCAGCUCAUCAAGGCAGUAUUCCCGACAGAGAAUAACACGCGUCAACCUCAGGGACUUCAUAUUCUACAUGGAGCAGGAGAGAGAGACGAAUCGAUCGCUGCUGCUCUAUCGCGCUCUCCUCAAGUAGCUAAAGCCAAGCAAACUCUUUACAGACACUACAGACGAGACGUUCAGCCGACGAUCGACUUUCCUUCAGCCGUGCCUUCAGCUCGCUUCACAUUCUGUGUCUGUGAUGUCGUCGUCGCUUUUGAUAGAAAACGACAGAAAAUCGUGAGAAAAAGGAAGAUGUCCAUCAUGUUUCCACUGUUAUGUGAUUCAAUGCAUUCAAUGUGUUCAUGAGAGUGAUUAUUUUAAGAUAAGAGAUGUCUGGCUUUGAGCCAUAUUGGAAGACGUUUUGUUUUUAUGUUUGUUUAUAGCGUGUAAAUGAAUCUCACUGCAAAAAAUCAUUUUCUUCAUCCAUCCAGCAGAAAUAUCUAUCAGCAUUUUAUUUACUUGAAGCUCAUUUGCAGAGAAUACCUUUUGCUUCUUGUUAUGGCCAAUUUGCACAUUUCUAUUUAUUUUUGAUCAUGUAAAAACAUCCCACUACAUUUUGCUUGAUUUUUGUUUAAUACAUUUCUGUAGAAUUGACAGUAUUACUGGCAGCAGUUUGCCAGUAACUUCCUGUAGAUUUACAUUUGUGUCAUUUACUGGCAACAGUUUGUUCAAAGAUAAAUGAACAUUAAACAUUAACAAGUCUUUAUCUUUACUGGAAAAAACUAUAAAAUAACAGCCUCACGCAAAGCAUUCUGGGAACUAAAAUUAGAAAAAUAAACAGAAAAAGGUUGAUGAGGAUUUCUGGAUCCCAGAAUGCUUUGCAUGAGGCUAGUUUCUUUUUUUGUAAAGAUAAAGAUUUGUUCAUGUUUGAUGUUCAUUUAUCUUUGAACAAACUGUUGCCAAUAAAUUAGAUGAAUAUAAAUUUACAGUAAGUUACUGGCAACUAGCUGCAUAAUUACAGCAAAAGGUUUUUUAUGAUUAUAAAUGUAUGAUUUUUAUGAAUUUUUUUUUUUUACGAUGUAAAAAAUGAUUUUUUGUCGUGGAUCUCAUGCUCGUGUUUUCCACAGAAAGCGCUUACAAUGAACGAUCUUUAAGACUCUGAAAUGUCUUGAAGUGAUCGAUGUGCUCUUGUUAAAGAAUUUCCUCUAAACUUUAUGCUGAAAACGUUUUUAAAAAGUCAUCAUUAGUGUCCAACCAAUUCACAGUAUUUCAACCCCCUUAAAAAAACUUUUAAGAAGAUACUUUAACAUACAAUCGCAAACCCUUUUAUCAGUGAGAUUUCAAUGUAAAUAUGUUUUAUGAUGUUUCUAACAGCAUGUAUAAAGGAUUUCCACAUGAUAUUUUAGCAGCAAAAUAAUGUCUUUAAAUCACAUCUGAAACAAAGAAAGAAAUCUUCCUACAAUUUAUCAUGAUGCUUUUAUCUUUCAUUGUGUUUUUAUAACUUUUCUAUGCGUCCAUAACAGACCAGUAGUGAUCCGAGCUACAGCAAUACAACACCAAAACUCAUCAGCACUGCUGGAUUUCUGCUUGUCUUCAUCAUAAAUUCAACAUUAACCAUUAUUUUAAUUAAUUUCCGUAAUGGGACGAUUUUUCACAUUUCAAAUCAAGCCCCGCUCACAAUACUAAACAGAGAAUUUCAAUUAGAGAAAACGUUCUGCUUUUUAUCACAUGCACUGAGAAGUCCAUUCUUAUGAUCAUUUCCAAAAUCUCACGUAUAAAUCUGGAUUUCACUACCUGGACUGUGUUUUUCCUGUCGUGUUUAGCAGGUUUAUUCUCACUCAGUUUUAUUUUCAUUCGUUCCUUGUAUGUGUGUCUGGUUUUCUUUUCAAGUUUGUUUUUCAGCAGCAGUGCAGGUUACUCUGAAAAAGUAAUGUAUUACUAGUUACUAAUUACAUAUUCAAUAGUGUAAUUAGAUUACUGUACAAAUGACUUUCUCCAAAAAGUACUUAAUUACUUAUUACUAAUUACUUUCUAUAUCCUAUAUAUCAACCUUGAUUAGUUAAGUGAUUCAAGAAUGAUUUAAUUCAUUCAAAUAAAUAAUAUAAAACUACAUAAAAGUAGUUUUAUCAACUGACCAAAGUAUUAAAAAUGUGAAGGUUAUCUAUUAAAGCAGGGAUUUUAAAGUUAAACUUUGAAUUUUGAUGUCAAUUCCACUAUUGCACACACAUAUAUAACACACAGUAUUUAGUUUAAUUGCAUCAAAAGUAACUAAUUAAAUUACAGAAAAAAUAAAGAGUAAUCCCUUACUUUACUUUUUCAAGGGAAAAGUCAAUAAAUUACAGUAACUAAUUACAUAGUAACUAGUUACACCCAACACUGUUCAGCAGUAGCAGGUGUUAUUCAUGAGCUCAGUGACUUUAGUGUCCUACAGACCAACUCGAAUCAUUUUGUUAGGGUUCGCUCUACACGAUGUCAUGAGAGGUCAAGUUCUGUGUGACCUUUCGGCGUACCGACCCAAUCACAUCCAGAAUGUCAGACCCCCUCUCUCUCUCUCUCUCUCUCUCUCUCUAUGCACCAUGAAUCCUGUUGCUUUGUGUGUUUGUGUAAAGAUGUCCAAAAAUGAAUGAACUCACAUUGAAGUUUGUUAUUGAUAUUUGAUUGUUUUUGUCUUUAGUGUUUCUGAUGUCCAGCAGAAAUGUGUGUGUAUGUGUCCAUGAAGCACUAGAAGGGAGUUCUUGUUUUAUAUCUAUUUAUAUUGAACUGUCAUUUGCGUCCACGUUAGCCAUGUUUCAGGCAAUACACUUCGUCCCCCACAUUCGACAGUGCGACUGUCGAAAACAAAGCACAAAUGUAUUUGUUGGGUUGUUUAAAAUACUUUUUUCUUAUGGUUUAUGUUUCUGCUGGAGAGUCUUUCUAUGACUUACGCUUUGUAGCCAAAAUAUUAUUAGGACUCUAUUCUCUUCAUAUUGUAUUACUGAUGUGCACAGCUGGAGUUUAAUGUUUCAAUAUAUGGAUAAUUUGUAUAUAUUGUUUACAAGACUUUGUGUUUAUUAGAACUCUUAUUUUUGGUAAAUUCUGUACAUAUCCUGAAAUAUUUCUGUUUGUGUCAACAUACUUCUGUAUUUGUACCUAUUUUGUAAAGGAAUAAAUAAGCUGUUUACUAGACUUAACAACUUUGCUUAUGUGAGCUGCCCAGCAUUUCAUCAUACUUCAAAAUGAAUCAUUCUCAUUUUAUUGUUGUAUACACUAUAUGUAUUUUUUGCAAAACAAAAGUCAGGAUUACACAC
This is a messenger RNA of Triplophysa rosa, 6180 nucleotides long. Its product is annotated as transcription initiation factor TFIID subunit 4-like. The record is from RefSeq and is a predicted model, not a curated record. Gene Ontology annotation, cellular component: transcription factor TFIID complex. Gene Ontology annotation, biological process: transcription initiation at RNA polymerase II promoter; DNA-templated transcription. The transcript is spliced from 15 exons. Lineage: Eukaryota; Metazoa; Chordata; Actinopteri; Cypriniformes; Nemacheilidae. The coding region runs from base 249 to 3047 and encodes 932 amino acids. Gene Ontology annotation, molecular function: RNA polymerase II general transcription initiation factor activity; DNA binding; protein heterodimerization activity.